AUGGAUUACAAAAGUGAGUUCAAAGAGUUGGACGAAACGUUUGCCAAAAUAAUGUCGACUAUAAUACCGGCAAAACCGGCAAAAGAGUUGAUCUCAACGAUGGAGUGGUUGAAGGAAUGCAUAUUAUAUAACGUUCCGCACGGAAAGCGCAACAGAGGUCUGGCAGUGGUCUCGACGUAUCGUAUUCUCGCUGAACAACAAACGAAGACACCGACGCCUCAAGAGCUAGAGUUGGCGCGAGUGCUCGCCUGGACCGUCGAGUUUCUUCAGUCAUACUUUCUCGUUGUCGACGAUAUGAUGGAUCAGUCAAUCACAAGACGCGGACAGCCCUGUUGGUACAAACUGGAGCAUGUUGGUCUUAUGUCAUGCAAUGACGCUAUUUUGUUGGAUCAGGAAAACUAUCACAUCCUUAAGCUAUUCUUCUCAGACAAACCCUAUUAUCAGAAAUUAGUGGAUCUCAUGCAUGAGAGUAUGGACGCGGCUUCCAAUCCUCCCAAUAAACGGCCGCAGUUUCAUCUCUUCACUCAAUUACAACACGAAAGCGUUGUUAAAUAUAAAACCGCUUUCUAUUCGUUUGUUUUGCCCGUAAGACUCGCGCUGUAUAUGUCAUCGUUUGAUUCCGAAGAAGACCACAAAAUAGCCGAAGAAAUACUAUUAAAAAUCGGACAUCUAUUUCAAGUACAGGACGACUAUUUGGACUGUUUUGGAGAUCCGGCUAUUAUUGGCAAAAUAGGCACCGAUAUAGAGGAGGGCAAGUGUUCGUGGCUUAUCGUA
Medioppia subpectinata is the source of this 774-nucleotide messenger RNA. The record is from the annotation of a GenBank genome assembly. NCBI's taxonomy places the organism in Eukaryota, Metazoa, Arthropoda, Arachnida, Sarcoptiformes, Oppiidae.